Molecule: messenger RNA, 964 nt
Organism: Magallana angulata
Lineage: Eukaryota; Metazoa; Mollusca; Bivalvia; Ostreida; Ostreidae
Exons: 3
Coding region: 92-625 (177 amino acids)
Source: RefSeq, a predicted model, not a curated record
GAUUCUACUUUUGACAUUAAAUGGAGUGUUUUCAACAAAAUGCUCCUCAAAAUCUGGAUACCAUUUUUCGACAUCAGUGCUGUGGAACCAAAUGGAGAAAUUUGAUGUAGAUACCACGUGCCCGUGUGUUGCUAUGACAACCACUCUUCCUCAGUGUCACAUCCACCAUCUUAUUGUUCGACUUAACCACGUUAUAACAAGUUUACAGAGGGCAUACAAAUUAUUUCAAUCGACCAUAGCAUCCCCGCAUCCUUCUCCUUGUACCAACAUAGAACGCCACCACUCUGCAGCCCCCAGACGCCAUCCGGAGUUGACCGGAGUCCUGUUGGAAUCUUAUGAAACAAUUUCAAAAGUGACACUUGAUGUCGCAAUUGUUCAACAUCACAACAAUUCCAGAGUCAGAGACUUGCCGACAACAGACCUGGGGAGUGUCUUAUGCUACAUAAAACGGCUGUUGGUGACUACAGAUAUUCGUCCGUCGGUUACUACUCACACAGUGACCCUUGAACACAAGAACAUUGAACAGAUGGUUCCGUACACUUGCCAGACACUCAAAGACGCUUUCCAUGUUCUAAGACAAGUCAAGUCCGACAUUCUGGAAACGUUUUACAGUCGUUUUAGAUGAAUAUUUAAAUCUUUUUCAAAUGAAUUUAAUAUGUUAUGAAGUACUGAGACAAUAUAUUCAAUAUUAGGUGAUAACUUUAUUACUAUGAUAUUAAAGACUGAGAAUGCAUGAAUUGCUCAAUGUAUUGUUUUAAAUCUUUUUUUAAAUUAGUUGAUUUGGCAUGAAGAGUUGAGACAAUAUCGCGUUUUGAGAAUUCUUUUUGAUAAUGAUAAUAUUUGAUAUUCUUGAAAUGUAAUGCAUGGAUUACUCAAUGUAUUGUACAUGUGUAUAACUCUUAUUAUGAGCCAAAAUUCUGAGAUAUAAACGUCCUCUGAUUUUACUUUAAAAUGAUACUCUAGU